AUGAUUUCUCCAAUUACUAGAACCCUUGCCCAGAAAUCUUUCAAAAGGUUCAGUUCUACAGUUGUUAGUUCUACAGGAGGUCCAGGUCCACAGGCCACGGUUCUUGCUACUUCUUUUGCUGGGUUCCUUCUUGGGUCAGUCGAACGGAAUAUUGCUGCUCCGUUCCCAAUUCAACUUGAUGCUCCAUUCGCUUUUCAACUUGAAACACCAUUUCCAAUUCAACUUGACAAUGUCGCGUUGUUUUCGGGCUUCUCCAGUUUAUGA
Saccharomycopsis crataegensis is the source of this 264-nucleotide messenger RNA. RefSeq lists its product as uncharacterized. The transcript is spliced from 2 exons. The record is from RefSeq and is a predicted model, not a curated record. Lineage: Eukaryota; Fungi; Ascomycota; Saccharomycetes; Ascoideales; Saccharomycopsidaceae. Bases 1 to 264 code for a protein of 87 amino acids.